AUGCCACACUUGAGCGAAGACAAUGCUGAGGGCUCGGAGCCUACGUUUGUCUUUCCUCCAGUCACGAAAGACCACAUUCAGAACUGUUCCUACGACGCAUGGUUUCCCAAAUACCGCAGCUCCUGCAUUAAGUCGAGAAUAAUUUCGAUUCCUGCUGAGUUCAGUGCCUACUUACAAGAGGAUGGCAUCAUUCUAGCAGAUGACAGUGACGUCUUGGGCGAGGCGCAAGACGAUGAGUGGCAGAGUUCCGGCGCCACGACUUCUCACAAUGCGCAGCACAAUGCUGAGGACUCUGAUGACGACGAGAUUUCGCAGUUACCACCAAACGAGCGCUUUCCAGAAACCCACCAGAAGAUCAAAGAGACUAUUGAGGAGCUCGGCGGGGCUGUUGCGCCGAAGCUGAAUUGGUCUUCGCCCAAGGAUGCCAAGUGGAUUUCAGCGCACCAGAAUACACUCAAGUGCACAUCGCCAAACGAUAUAUAUCUUCUUCUCAAGUCUUCAUCUUUUGUCUCCCAUGAUCUUGCUCACGCCUUUGACGGGUGUACCGCUCCCGAGCCCAGCCGGCCCUAUAGUCCGAUUCUCGUUCUUCGCCCAUAUUUCACACCACACGUGGCCUUGGAAUUCAGGUGCUUUGUUAAACACCGCCAACUUAUUGCAAUUUCGCAAAGAGAUUUGAAUCACUACGCCUUCCUUGAGGGCCUGAGACCGAACCUCUGGCGCAAGAUAACAACAUUCUACAACGAGACUUUACGCCAUACAUUCCCAGACGCUAGCUUCACUUUUGAUGUCUACGUUCCCGAAAACUCCCUCGCAGAAGAUGGCCUGGGGAAGGUCAGACUUAUGGACAUCAAUCCUUGGGCGGUCCGUACCGAUGCCCUGCUAUUUAGCUGGGAAGAGCUUCUUGAGCAAGAAGUUGUCCGACCACUCUAUGGCCCACCAGCGGGCGCAGACGCUGCUGAUGCCAGCGGAGGCGAGACAACUGCAGACGAAUUUGACGACGAAAUGCUACAAGAUUAUCGCCCUGGUCGUCUACCCGAGCUCAGAAUCGUGGAGAAGGACGAUCCUGGUGCAUACAAUUUUAGCACCCCGCAGUACUCUGCGCACAAACUACCGAAAGAAGUUGUCGAUGCGAGCAUGGCUGGAGAGGGAGGUCUCCGAGAAUUCGCACAGCAAUGGAAGAAUAUCACUGAGGGACGUGGCGGCAACAUGUGGGAGCAACCGGGUGCGAGUGGCGCAUAA
Messenger RNA from Beauveria bassiana ARSEF 2860, 1239 nucleotides. RefSeq names its product cell division cycle protein. The transcript has a single exon. The record is from RefSeq and is a predicted model, not a curated record. Lineage: Eukaryota; Fungi; Ascomycota; Sordariomycetes; Hypocreales; Cordycipitaceae. Gene Ontology annotation, cellular component: cytoplasm. Bases 1 to 1239 code for a protein of 412 amino acids.